AAUCUGGCAGGAUUAUUUCAUAUGCUGCCGCAAGUUAGCGAGGCUAAACCGGUAAAUAAAAAAAAAAAGAGAAUGUCCACUUUUCCAAAAAGCGUUAGGAUGUACCUUGUAUCAGUGACUGUGCUGCCUCAGAAAGAAGGAAUAGAUUUACCACGAUUUAUCCAAAAACUAGCAAAUCUUCUUGCGGAUUAUUCAACAGCAACUAAAGUAAUUUAUAAAUUUAAGGUAUCUGGAGAGUCUAGAAUACUUUCCGUUGUUCAAGUCUCCAAUAUCAUAGGACUAGAACGUACUAUUGGAGGCUUAUGGAGGUUAGGUGCUGUGGAUGUAGAUUGUCAGCCCAUUAUAAACUAUGAAAAUUUUGCCCGUGCUAUUAAAGUAGCUGAUCAUCUGACCAAGCCCAAUACUGGGAGCCUGGCAAAAGAGGGUCUUUUCUGGAUGGAGUUCAAUGUGGAAUAUAAUGGAAAAAGCACAGAUGAAUUAAUCACUAUCUGGAAAAAGGAGGCUGAAGCUGUGCUAACAGCUAGACUCAAAGAAGGAACGUCUAUAGAACUUUAUAAGGUUGUUGCACAAAGAAAGGUUCAUGUGUUUAUUAAUGCCGCAGACCCUGAACAAAUAGAUCUUUUGUGCCUACAGUUGCCACUCAUGCAGGAGAAUGGAGCUAAUGUUCAAUUGAAAUGCAAAGCCCUGCAGUUUCUAGAAGAUUAUACUUCCCGAAUAACUAGUGAAUCUGUUUAAAUCUGUUAUCUACUCUAUCUCAAAUUGUAAAAAUGUUAUUGGUUUUAAAAACACACUGGGUAAUCAAGAAUAUCAUCAAGCAGUUUUUGGAGGUAUAUUUACACAUGAUCCCUUUUUUUUAUCACAUCAGUAGAUUUGUUUUCUCUCUAGCAUCAUCUUGUACCAGAACUGAUUACUGUCCACCAAAUUAUUCCUGAAGAUUAUGAAAUCAGAUGCUACUUCCUUUGAAUUGUUUGGAAGAACUCAUUGUAUUGGCAGAUCUUAAAAUUUUACAUUGAGAUUUUAUAGAAUUUACCUUCACUAUUUUAAGACAUACUUUAGACCUAUCUCUUCUUUCGUAUCAGUAUAUGAAUAUGUUUAUGAUUCACAAGAGAGACCAUUUUUUAGUUUCAUUCAGUCUUGUUUAUCAUUUCACGCAUUGUUAUUUUAUUCAAGUUCUAAUUUUCUGUACAUAGUUUUGAAUCAGAGGUUGUGAAGUCACAGAACUAUAACUUUCAGAAAGUUAAUGACUUAUACUUGGGUGAUAUCUUUUAAUCAAAGAAGCUUUUUAUUAUUUUCUUUAUUUUGUUUGGGCAUUAAUUAUUAAUGGACAAAAAAUGAAUUUAAAUUUCCUGCAACUUGUCAUAGAUACUUAAUGAAAUGUAUGAUAUAAUCAAAAUGUUAAUCAUGGCACUUAUGCAUAGUUUUUUUUUUGUUCUGAGAUUUGUAACCAAUUUUUUUUUAUUUGUAGCUACUAGCAAUGUUACAAUAAAUUUAAAAUUGUUUAUAUUAUCAAAGUCUUGUCAUUUAUUUUGUUUUCCAAAUAAGGCUUUAUCUAUUUUUCUCAUAAUAAUGCAUUAAAGUAUUUAAAGAAAAAG
Physella acuta is the source of this 1592-nucleotide messenger RNA. RefSeq lists its product as uncharacterized. Lineage: Eukaryota; Metazoa; Mollusca; Gastropoda; Physidae. The record is from RefSeq and is a predicted model, not a curated record.